This is a messenger RNA of Leptinotarsa decemlineata (Colorado potato beetle), 2221 nucleotides long. RefSeq names its product zinc finger Y-chromosomal protein. The record is from RefSeq and is a predicted model, not a curated record. NCBI's taxonomy places the organism in Eukaryota, Metazoa, Arthropoda, Insecta, Coleoptera, Chrysomelidae. Gene Ontology annotation, molecular function: RNA polymerase II cis-regulatory region sequence-specific DNA binding; DNA-binding transcription factor activity, RNA polymerase II-specific. Gene Ontology annotation, biological process: regulation of DNA-templated transcription.
UUUAUAGUUCAUCCAGUUGGCAACACUGGUCAUAGGUCAUAAGUUUGAUGUAUUCAAUAUGCAGAUAAUAAUUAUUAUUAUUACAUAAAAUAAGAAUUCGUUUUGUAGAAAAAGUUUCAUAAUAAAUUCGCAGAUUUAAUUUUCAUUGCUGUAAAGGCAAACUACUAUUUCAGCAAAAUGGAUCCCAUUACAAUAUCGCAUCCUACUGAACAAGUUCUAAUCAAACAAGAACCCUUAGAUGAACCUAAUAUGGAUUACAGUGAUUGGAAUGAACAUCAUCCUUGUGACAAAUUACUCAAAGUAGAACUGCUCGAGCCAGAUAGUGUUAAUGUCGAAAAUAUAACUUGUAAGGAAUGCCAAACUUUAUUUGUGAAUGAAUACGAGCUCAAAAUUCACAAAAUGAUACAUUCACCAGAUCACACCUGUUUUAUUUGCAAGGAAUUUGUGAAAAAUAGAUUCCAGUUCGUGGGGCAUGUUAGGAAACAUAUGUGCGCUAAACCAUUCAAGUGUCACAGUUGCAUACGGACGUUUCCUACUUCUAGAGAGACCAAGUUGCAUCAACGUGUGCACAGUGAUGACAGACCCUAUAUGUGUACGGAGUGUGGAAAAGCUUUCAAACAAAUUUCCACUCUAAAAGAUCACGAGGUUGUUCACACAGGAGAAAAGAAAUUCAAGUGUAAGAUUUGUGAAGGAGCCUUCGCUACAGCUACCAGCCUACGAAGGCAUAUCCGAGUGAUGCAUGAGACUGUACGUUCUUUUCUUUGCCACUUCUGUAAGGAAAGUUUCACAAGCAAGCAGGCGCUGAAACAGCACAUGGGGAUACACAAAGAUGAAGAUCCCUUGAAAUGUCAGUGUUGCGGAGAGAAACUUGCGAACAUAGAAGAGUUUACGGUGCACAGAAACAAGCAUAUUGAAUUAAAGCAGUCAGGUAAUUGCGAGUACUGCGGUAAUAAGACUUUCUAUUUUGAACUGAAGGACCACAUUCAAAAGAUGCACCACCCGAGAUCCUGUGAUAUCUGCAGCCUAGUUUUCUAUGACCAGAAAUCUAUAGAUAACCACAGGAGGAGUCAUUUGGAGGAAACCGAACGAGAAGAUUAUAUCUGCACUAUUUGUGGGAAGCAGUUUGAAUUUCCUAGGUACCUGAAGGCGCAUGCUAAACGGCACGAAGAAGAUUACAAAAAGUUCAGAUGCGACUUGUGCCAAAAAUCAUUCUCCUCAAAGCGUGAUUUAACGGACCACCUGAAUGUCCAUGCCAACGUGAAAAACUACCACUGCAAAGUGUGCAAUAAAGCAUUCCGAACGAAGCAGAGCGUCAACAAGCACAUGCCCAUACAUUCCGAGAAGCGCCCUUUCAAGUGCACUCUCUGCGACAAGAGAUUCAAGAAGCAAUCAAUUCUGCGCAAACAUUCCUUCACGCACUCUCGACUGCGCCCUUACGUAUGCGAGUUGUGCCCCAAAAACUACAAAUCCAAAGAGAGCCUUCGGGUUCACAGGCUGACCCACCAAAAGAGAAAGAAAAAGUGCAAAGGAUGCAAGAAGUCGUUCACUUUCGAGACGGUUUACAAGAGUCACGCCUGUCUCAGCGUCUACAGGUUCAAUGUGAAUAACCGACGGUGCAACUUCUGCAAGAGGCAGUGCAAGACGAGCGCCACCUACUACUACCACCUGCAGGGCCACUGCGGAGCAAAGAGAUUCUCUUGCAGCAUCUGCAAGGUUCCGCUGAAGUAUCUCUAUCAGGUGCAUUUGCAUGAGAUCAUACACAGAAACAGCAAGUCCAGUAAAUAGUGAUUUUCCGGGAGCUCUAGACAACGAUCGAAGUUUGUCCAUAGUAAUUGGAAUUAUUUGUUCAGGAUUUAUGUUCCAGCACUCGAGGAGCUCCUAGAAUAGUUUUGGAAUCAGCUUUUUCUCCACUUCACGUUAUGUUGGAGGAAGUGUUUUUGGUUACGACACUUUUGGAAGGCUCUAACUUUGUAAUUGAUUGAGACUAAAUAGAAAUAUUUUGUUGUUUAAUUCUAGGUUAUCUAAAUGUAUUUAUGAUUUGUUUCAUCAAUUGUAUAGACAAGAUGGCGUUUGUCACUGGAGGUUAUAUUUUAUUUAUUUGUAUAUUUAUGAACUGCAAUGCUCAAUUAAUUGAGCUUGCCAUAGAUGAGACAUAUUUAUAUUAUUUGGUCUGUAGUUUUAAAUUGAAAAGUGGAUAAAGUAAAAUUUGUGGAUUUUUCUA